CAUGGGCCGAGGAACGGCCGGGCGCCUCAAUGGACCGGCCCGCCCACCGAAAUUCGCCCCGUAUCUUUCGUUUACCGGUGGUCCGUCAACCACCAAGGUCAGCCGAACGAUGAGGGGCAGCUGAGCGUCGCCACCGUCGCUUGUAAGCCUCAGGUCAGCGAGACAGCGAACAAGGCUCGGCGGGCUCUCGCGGUGCGCUCCAGCAGAGGUCUCUGAGCGGCGACACGAGCGGCGGCGGCGCAGGGCAGCACAGGGGCGGCACGUCACCUCCUCCCACCGGCCCGUGGCACAUCGCCGCCGGAGAACGCAGGCGCCGGCGCGGCUGACCCCGCGGCGCCCGCUCGUGCUGCACGGCUGCGAAGAGAGGAAAAAGGUACUCAAGAUGGCGGCUCGCAGCAAGUCGGCCGAGGCGCCGCCCGACGCAGGCCCCGCCCCCUCCCUGGCACCGAGCCGGGGCGCCGGGGCGCCUCUGCGCAUGCUCAAGAGAACGGUGAUGCUGGAGACCGUCAGCAAGUCGGUCACGGAGCGCAAGGAGAGCACGAAGCAGGUCACGGACCAGGCGACGGGCGUCGAGCGCCGCCGCGACUCGCACAUCGAGUCCAGCACCACCGAGGAGGUGCGCAGCAAGCGCCAGGAAGAGACGGUCGAGUCGUACGACGGCGCGCCGCUGCUCGCCGCGUCGCAGCCGACGCUCAGUACGCCCGCUCCAGCGCCCGCGACCGUGGCCGGCGGAGGAGCCUCGGUACCCGACGUGUCGGCAGACGCGUCGCGCAAGCCCUCACCCAAGCACCCGGUCGCCAUUCGCGUCCAGGACGACCACGCCGAGGAAGAAACAACGUCGGCGGCGGAGCGCCCGCAGGGCCCCGAUCACGCGGCGCCGCAUACAGGGCCAGUCGUUCCUGGGGCGUCCAUCUUGAGGGCCCCGUCGAGCGAAGACGUUGAGAAUCGCAAGAGCACGGGCCACAAGCUCGAGUUCCAGGAUGAGGAGGCGGAGUACCAGCGGGCCCCGCUCGUGAAGCCACCGGCAGACUUGGCCCUGAAGGCGGCCACCAGCAGCGAACAGGGUGACGACGACGACGAGGUGGCCGAGCCGCCGCCGUCCCGCUUCAACCUGAGGCGCAAGGACUCGAUCGCCGUAGCCAAGCUACGGAUGCUGCGCCAACAGGAGGGAGAAGCCAGCGAGGAAGAGCCGCUCGACGAAGACGAGGCCGAGCUGGGCGCCGCCUCGCCGGAGAAGAAGCACCCCGUUUUCCGGCCGCCGACAGUCAUCGGCAUCGUGCCCGAGGAAGAUAUGUCCACGGCUUCGGAACUGGUCGACGCCCCGGCAGGGAAAGGUCCUCCUCCCGCCGCCGCCGACGACUCCCAGGCUGUCGAGGGCAAACCGCACACUGUCACCGAGAGCAGCACGCACGUCGACAAACAAGUGACCUCGAACGAAAAGCAGGAGGUGCAGGCGUUCGCCAACGAGACCGUCACCCGCGUGGAUGCCGACGAGGUCGUCAAGCAGACCCGCUCCGAGGUGACCUCGGAGACGACGACCUCCAUGGUGCCACGCGAAGCCUCGGCCGCCGCCAUUGUCGCGACGGUCGUCGACGACGUAUCGGCCAACGUGAAGACCCCCAUGGACAACCGCUCCAUGCACUCCCUUUAAUGCGCCACGUGCCACAGUUACAAGACCGUUUACCAUUACAAGCAGCGACAGCACGUCAAGCAGCUGCAGGGUGCUUGGCGGUGUCUACUGUGGAAUCGCUUUUUCUUGCCACACCGAAGCCAUUUAUUAGCUGUAGUGUUCACCUUCCCCUGAAUAUACCUACCACCGGCGGCCUUAGUGCUUGUGUAAAGCGGCAGCUAAAAUUCGGUUCGUGUUGAUGAAAUAUUAAUCCUGUAAUGCGUGUGUGCUGACUUGUUCACGAUGUCGCAAGCGCCGACCUAGAAUGGGCCAUGCAUGGCGCCGACCACGCGUCUCGCAUUACGGGGAAAGAGCUUCGCUCGCGAAAUGGCAAGCCCACAACAAGCCGCGCAGGUAGCCACACGCAUCUGAUUCGUCUUUAGUUCAGCAACAUGGCUGCAACUGUUCUAUCCGGACUGUCCGAAUGUCAUUUGUGCGUACGGCAAUGCAGCGCUUCCGUCCAUCGAAGCCCACGAAUGACAUCCGAACGAGUUUUCUAAUGCACCUCUAGGCUUUUGAUGGCACCUGUGACAUGCUUGCCAAGAAACCGGAGCCUGUCAUAAAGAGCAAUCAACUGAAAGGUAAAAAAAAAAAAAAGAAACAGAGCGGCUGUAGCGUAUAGCGAAUGGUCCGGAACCAAAAGUGUGUGCUCGUUACAAAAAGAAAAAAGAGAGAGGGAGAGAGAAUCAAGGAGAAAAUUGAGUGCUAGGAAGAAAAAAACUGGUUGGUGAGCUCUCUAGUUUUGUGUAGGAUAAUUGUAUUUAAUGGGCUGCGGUUGAUAGAUUUUUGCAGAAUUGAACGCGACUGAUGGAGGUGCUAGCAGGCACUUUCUGUACAACGCUCCGGCUAUUAAAAUAAAGAAAAGAAAAAAAGAAAAGGAAAAGUAAAUGUAGAAAGGAUAA
Molecule: messenger RNA, 2571 nt
Organism: Dermacentor andersoni
Lineage: Eukaryota; Metazoa; Arthropoda; Arachnida; Ixodida; Ixodidae
Source: RefSeq, a predicted model, not a curated record